Molecule: messenger RNA, 1104 nt
Organism: Penicillium cataractarum
Lineage: Eukaryota; Fungi; Ascomycota; Eurotiomycetes; Eurotiales; Aspergillaceae
Product: putative C6 finger domain protein
Exons: 3
Coding region: 1-1104 (367 amino acids)
Biological process (GO): regulation of DNA-templated transcription
Molecular function (GO): zinc ion binding; DNA-binding transcription factor activity, RNA polymerase II-specific
Source: RefSeq, a predicted model, not a curated record
AUGCCCGCGGUCAUCGAGGAGAUGGAUACAACAUCAAACUUACAAGCUGCUAUGGAUGCAAGCGCGGCUGAUAAAAAGCGCAACAAGUUGGGUUAUCAUCGGACAUCUGUCGCUUGUGUACACUGCCGGCGCCGGAAGAUCCGAUGUUUAGUGGCAGCAGAUGAUGCUCAAGGGCGAUGCGAAAAUUGUAUUCGAUUGCGCAAAGAAUGUCAAUUUUUCCCUGUCGACCAACAACCUCCUGUGGAGAAGAAGUCGCGGCCCAGUUCGAGGCUAGAUGCCGGUUCCGCAGACCCUUCAGUGACAACGCCAAUGUCCUUGUCGUCAUCGCCCACGAGCUUGAACCCUGACUCGGUAGAAGCAUUCUAUCCAUAUGCUCAAGUGCCUAUGAACGCUUCAUCCGGAGAUAUGGCGGCUUUCAACCCCGGCGCAUUUGCGGCGACUCAGAUGCCAGGAUUUACACCUGAUCGACCUCUGGCACCGGGAGAAUUUUCCGGAAUGCCCACGAUGGAAGGCGGAGUUGCAUGGGAUGAAUUCACCACGAUAUCAGACCCACAAAUGUUGGCCACGAUGGCCGCAAACAAAGGCCAGAUGAUGAAUUUGACACCAAAUGCCUGGAAUACCGCAGCAGUACCAGCUGCAAUGUCUCCCGGUUCACCCAUGUCCGGCGCAUCACCAAUGACUGGCCAUGCGCAGCCGAUGAACCCCGGACCAGCUUAUGCGAUGCAACCUGACGGAUCAGUCUGGCCAGUACCGCCACAACCAUCAAGGGCAAUGAGUUACCCAGGACAAGACAUGGGUCCUUCAUACUCCGGUCACUUUCAACCGCAAAUGGCCCCGGACCUCAAACGGAGGAUGACUACACCUGCCCAUCCAAGCGCCUCCCUUGCUCCCGCUGGGCAUACAUCGGACGUGCAAGUGCCUCCAGGCGCGGUCCCCUAUCAGGCUCAGGCCGGUAUGGGCUUCACACAAUGGCCUCAAAUGAAUGCCAUGCCUAGUGGGAUGGGAGUGGUACCGUACCCAAUGUAUACUGGCGACGUCUCACAACAACAAUACGCUCACGCUCCGAUGGGCCACCCAGGACAGCCAGGAAGAUCGGGGCCUUGA